Messenger RNA from Plectropomus leopardus (leopard coralgrouper), 3955 nucleotides. It is a transcript of the gene ppp1r10, whose product is annotated as protein phosphatase 1, regulatory subunit 10. Gene Ontology annotation, molecular function: protein phosphatase 1 binding; metal ion binding. Gene Ontology annotation, cellular component: PTW/PP1 phosphatase complex; chromatin; nucleus. Lineage: Eukaryota; Metazoa; Chordata; Actinopteri; Perciformes; Serranidae. The record is from RefSeq and is a predicted model, not a curated record.
GAAUUUGCUUUGCCGAAGACUGAACCGUCGAGGACUUUGAACAACUACUCAAAAUCAAAUUUUUUUUCUUCAAGUAAUGGACAUUUGAUUACUAUUUUUGCCUCCAGUUUGUUCCUGAAGGAAAGGCUAACGUUAGCUUUUAGCUAUCACAGCCCCACCCAUAAGAGGUCUUUGAGUUAAUAUUAAAGCCAUGAAGGUUGACGAUAUGAAAUUGAUGAAAUAAGAGAUAUAAGUGCCUGAAAAGCACAUUCUAAUACACCCGAGACGCUGAGGAUCUAUAGUAUCAAUAACAUGGCAGGGGAACCAGUGGACCCCAGAGAGAUUUUGAAGGGUGUGGAGGCUCUGCUGGGGAAGGAUGGAGAGCUGCGCAGCCUGGAGGGAGUCCCAAAGGUGUUUAGCCUGAUGAAAGGUUCUACUAAAAUGGUCAGUAGAUGUAUGUACCUGAACAUCCUCCUGCAGACUAAAUCCCAUGAUGUGCUCAACAGGUUUAUCCGAGUCGGUGGCUACAGGAUGCUCAACUCCUGGCUCACCUAUUCCAAAAGCACCAACAACUCCCCCCUGUUGCAGCUCAUCCUGCUCACACUGCAGAAGCUGCCUCUCAAAGUGGACCACCUCAAACAGAACAACACAGCCAAGCUGGUGAAGCAGCUCAGCAAGAGUGCAGAGACCGAAGAGCUGAGGAAGCUGGCGUCUGUACUCGUAGAUGGCUGGAUGGCUACGAUCCGCUCUCAGAGUGUCUCGAGCAGCAGCAACUCUCCUGCUGAUAAGAAAAAGAAGAAAGAAGAAAGCAAGGUGCUGGUGCGGGAUGUGAAAGAAAAGAGUGGAGAUGAGGAGAAGAAGAAGGAGAAACCUAAAGCUCAUGCACCCAGCCACACAAAGAUUCGCUCCAUAGGACUGGAGAUGGACACUCCCAACGUGGCUCCUGUUAAGAAGACGCCCACUGCCCCACAGCUGGGUGACAAGUACAACAUCAAGCCUCCAGUCCUCAAGAGGCCAAGCACUGGUUCGUCAGAUGCUCCUCCUCUGGAGAAAAAGUACAAACCUCUGAAUACGCCCUCCAACUCUGCCAAAGAGAUCAAAGUCAAGAUCAUUCCAGCACAGCCGAUGGAGGGCACAGGCUUCUUAGAUGCCCUGAACUCUGCCCCAGUGCCCGGGAUCAAGAUCAAGAAGAAGAAAGCUACUGCAAGCACUACAGCUAAUACCAAGGUGGUCUCCCCCACCUCUAACAAGCCAAGUCCAUUUGACAGCAAACCCUCUGCGUAUUCAGCAUCCUCCACUAAACCAUCAUCCCCAGAGAGUGCUGCUUCCAUCACUCCUACUGAUGAGAACCAGGAGCCAGAGCAGCCUGGGACCCCCGUCCCCUCAGAGGACACCGAGCUUUCUGACAACGGUGAGAAACCGAAUGCUCUGGCAGAGCCACGUGGAGAAGAAGAGAGCUUGACCAAGAAGGGCAAGAAGAAGAAGACGGUGCACUGGGCUGAGGAGGAGCAGCUCAAACACUACUUCUACUUUGAUCUGGAUGAGACAGAGAGAGUCAACGUCAACAAGAUUAAGGACUUUGGUGAGGCCGCUAAACGAGAGCUGAUGAUGGACAGGCAGACAUUUGAGAUGGCCCGCAGGCUCUCGCAUGACACCAUGGAAGAGAGGGUCCCCUGGACACCGCCGAGGCCCUUGACGCUGACUGGCAGCCUGGUCACGCCAGGGGCCAACAGCACAGAGAAACUCACCCAGAGAGACCGUGAGAUGGGCAUCCUGCAGGAGAUCUUCCUCAGCAAAGAGAGUGUGCCUGACAGUCCACAUGAGCCAGACCCUGAGCCGUAUGAGCCCAUGCCUCCCCGUCUCAUCCCUCUGGAUGAAGACUCGUCCAUGCUGGAUGACAGCUACGUUGAGCCUAUGGAUACGUCCUCACAGCAGGGUUCUGGCUUGACUCAGAGCGAUAGCUCCAAGCUGCCGCCUGUCCUCGCCAACCUCAUGGGCAACCUGAGCAACAGCUCCCGCAGUCCACAGGCCACAAACACUGUCAACAACCCCGCGGCUCCCAGUGUCAACGUACAGGAGCUGCUCACUUCUAUCAUGGGUGCUUCUGGUAACCAGUCUACUGAAGAGCUCAUCAAGCAGCCCAACUUCUCAGACAAGAUCAAACAGCUCCUGGGCUCCCUGCAGCAGACCCAGAACCAGAGCCAGGGUGGGCCUCCACCAGUCAACCCAGGUUUGCUGGGUCAUGGUCCAGGCAUGAACAACAUGAACAACAUGAACAUGCACAUGCAGAUGCCCAUGAACGGGGGCUACCCACCCAACAACCCGCCUGGUGGCCCUCGCUUUAACCACCCUCCACCUCCUCACAACCACGGUCCACCUUUCAACUCUGGUGGAGGCCCACGCAUGAUGGGACCGCCGCCGGGCCAGGGCCGAGGAGACAACGGUAACUACUGGGGAGACGACUCUAUGAGAGGAGGGCCUCAUAGAGGGGGCCACUUCCACAGAGGUGGACGGGGCCGAGGAGGAGGAGAGCAGGUCUUCAGGGGCAGAGGACGAGGGGGGCCUAGAGGAGGACACAACAACAUGAAUGACAUGUCCAAGAGACCUGUGUGUCGUCACUUCAUGAUGAAGGGAAGCUGCAGGUAUGAGAGCAACUGUGCUUUCUACCAUCCUGGUGUAAAUGGACCACCACUUCCCCCCAACCACCCUGCCAACAACCAACACAACCAGCACCCUCAGCAUGGACACUAGGUGACACAGCAUGGACACUAGGUGACACAGCAUUGUCAUUGACAGUGCUGCCAACCCGGGGACAACUCUUAAAAGUGCAGGCCUGUGGAGGAGGCACUCUCUGUGAGCACACACGGCAGGCUGUGUGAGAACUCAGAGAGACGGACGUGUCUUUGGAGUCAUGGUACCUUGCCUGUGAGAGACAAGAGCAGAGAGGAGCUUGAAGAUGAUCACUGAGAGGGCUGUGUGUUUUUAUUGGGAUCAGUUUUUAACAGUGGGAUUGAAAGAAGCCACCACACGUGACCACUCUGUGUGAGCUGCUGCAGCCAGCUGUCUGUGCCAUCACUUUCCACAACAUUGACAUGCUCGACCAAAUUGAAGCGUCCCCCCCUCAACAGGAAGCUUUCCACUUGACUGAACUCCCCGGUGAUUCUGACCGUCAUGUGAUGUUGCGCUCAGAGCCUCUUAGCUUUUGGUACUUGGUGGUUCAGGUUUGUACAGAAGAGUCCGAGAGGUUUUUCCUUCUUACACCGUUCUGAAAUGUGAGACAAAAAAGUAGGAAGCACUUUACAAAGACAGAGGCCACAGCUGGAAAUUAUUCAAGCUGGACCUGAAGAAGAGCUGCACAAUGUUCAAAGUGCUUUAUUUCAGCCAGUCCGAGGCAAGCUAAAGAAAUGAACUGUGCUGAGGAAGGCCUUGCUUUUUCUUUUCUUUCCACAGCUGGUUUUGAAUGUAAACAGAUUAUGAAGAACAACAGCAGUGUGUGUUAUCAUAUGUAAGCUUUCCCUCUACACUCUGCUCCAGCAGCUCAUCAUCCGACCGUCAGUGUGUGUGUGACGUGACAAUCAUGAGCGUCAGACACACCUUGGUCCUGUCAAAGUGCAGCUCGUGCCUGAUCUCAGAGCUGCUCCCUUGUCUUCUGUCCUCCCAUAGGAACCCAGCUGGGGUUUAUAUUGUCAGUGUUAAAGAGUCACAUGACUGGCUCAGUUCGAUUGAGUGUUUUCUGUGAAAACAAUGACCUUGGCGUCUCUUGUGGGACUGUAAGAAUGUAAUGUUUGUGUUGCUCCCUUCACCCUCCAUUUUUUUAUUUUGAUGUAAUCCUGAGGAUGUUGGCCCUCCUUCAGACGGGUUCAGCUCUUUGUCUGUAUGAAAUGUUUGUAUGAAUGCACAGAGCACAUUCAUACACUGUCAUAUUUUCUGUUGAAUUUUUUUUGUACAGUGUUUUGAAUAAAUGUCCAAACAUAAA